AUGUAUAUAUAUACCAUCUCUCACAAGGUCUGCGUCAAUCACUUUUCUCCAAAGGUCGGUGCAUUUCAACCUGCAGCUCUACUUGAUCAUGUCUCACUCAGGUGCUCAAGGCAGCAUUGGCAGCCAUUCUGCCAUGGGGAUGCGCAACUUCAAGAUAUACUUCUAUGAAUUUGAGAACUUCCAGGGCCGUAGGAUGGACCUGUUUGGAGAGUGCCGCAACCUUUGCGAGAAGGGCUUUGAAAGAAUCGGCUCCAUCAGGGUGGAGUGUGGACCUUGGGUGGGUUAUGAGCAGCAGAACAUGACUGGUGAGAUGUUCAUUCUGGAGAAGGGAGAGUACCCACGCUGGGACACCUGGUCCAACAGCUACAGGUGUGACCGUUUCAUGUCUGUCAGGCCCAUCCGCAUGGACCCACAGGACCACAAGAUCUGCCUGUAUGAAAGUACAAACUUUGAGGGUCGGAAGAUGGAAGUGUGCGACGAGGAUAUUCCAAGCCUGUGGUCUUAUGGUUUCCAGGACCGUGUUGCCAGCAUUCAGGUCACCGGUGGAACCUGGGUGGGAUACCAGUACCCUGGCUACCGCGGCUACCAGUAUGUGUUUGAAUGUGGCCCUUACAAACAGUGGAACGAGUGGGGGGCCCACAAUCCCCAGAUCCAGUCCAUCCGCAGGGUGAGAGACAUGCAGACACAUCGCAGGGGCUGCUUUGAGAUGACCGCAUAGAGGAGUCCAGCACACCGUGGGCUAACAGGAGGGAUCGUCGAGGGAAUGCCAAACAUGCCUUGGAGAUUCUUCAACAGCCACACAAGCGAACGGCUUUUGAAUAUUGUUACUGCUUUUACUGGUAGGAUUUGGGAGAAUGUGCCAUCAUGAAUGAAUUCUGAUUGCCACAGGCUUUCAGAGUAACUGUGGUUAAAGCAGUAUCAGUGCUCUCUGUCUACAAACCUCAUACAAAGAUAAUAUGACUUAUUAUAUUUAUGAAAUUGGGGAAUAAAGGGGAUUAGUCAAUUUAAGUACAUAGUUUGUGUUCAUUAGUUUGUUUCAAGGCUAUUUACAACUAUACCAAAACAAAGUUUGAAUUUAUUUUGUUUUAUUUCACCUGCCUAUGUGUUUCAAGCUGAAAUGAUGCCAAUAAGCACGUUCAUCCGCAGUGAUAGACAGUCAUACUGUGUCACUCCUCACUCCUUGUAUUAUUAUCAUGGACAGCACAUGCCCUGCACUGAGUUUACCAGGCAGAGGGAGGCGCUAUCGCCUCACCUCAGAGACUGAAGGAGGGCACUGGCCAGUCUGUGAUUAAACACGAGAGAUGUGGCAGUGCAGGGUUGUUUUUAAUGCAGAUAUCUUGUGGCUGAAUGACCUGUUUCCAGCUCACUGAUGGGGCUGUUCAGAAGAUGAGUGUGUUACUCUUUCUCAGGGAUGCUGGCAUCUGGAAAGCAACUUUCCAAUGGAAAAAAAAAAAGAAAUAAAAAUAUAACACCUGA
Solea senegalensis (Senegalese sole) is the source of this 1476-nucleotide messenger RNA. RefSeq names its product crystallin, beta B1, like 3 (gene crybb1l3). Gene Ontology annotation, biological process: visual perception; lens development in camera-type eye. The coding region runs from base 89 to 718 and encodes 209 amino acids. NCBI's taxonomy places the organism in Eukaryota, Metazoa, Chordata, Actinopteri, Pleuronectiformes, Soleidae. Gene Ontology annotation, molecular function: structural constituent of eye lens. The transcript has 6 exons. The record is from RefSeq and is a predicted model, not a curated record.